AUGGCCACCCCAAUCACGGAGUUUAUCGUUCUUACACUCAAAAAUCACGGCAACUCAUCGGGCCCCCCAGCGGCCUGGUCCGACGUCACUGAUACCCUGAAAUCCACACCCGGCGUCAGUGCCGUGUACACGGGCACCCAGAACGAGGACCCCUCCAAGACGGUCCUCGUCGCGGAGUGGGCCUCGCCCGCCGCCUUCUCCGAAUUCGCCGCCUCCGAGUCCUACACGCCCUGGUUUGCCUCCCUCAAGGCCGUCUCCGCCCACACUUCCCCGGACAGCCCGGGCGUCGCCCCGCCGCUCUUCUAUAAGGUCCCCUUCACGGCCGACUCGAACCCGGCCGUAGCCCUCGACGCGCCGUGCACCGCGGUUUUCAUCGCCUACGGCGUGAACGACUCCUUCCUAGGGCAGACGGCAGAGUUUGCCAAGGGUCUGACGCAGGGCGGGGCUUCGCUGGAGGGGUACCACGGGCAUGCGUACGGCGCGAUCUCGACGCCGCUGGCCGUGGCGGGCUCCGGGGACGGGGAGAAGGGGCCCGCAGUAACACUGUUGCUGGGGUGGGACAGCAAGCAGGCGCAUCUUGAUGCCAAGGCAAAGGCUGGACGAGAGUACACCACAUCCCUGUGGAGCGCCAUGACGGGAGAUGACCCGACGUGUGAGAGAGCCAUGACUAACAUGUCUUGCAGCAAUAUCAGACAACAUUCAUCUGUUGAGGUCAGGCCAUAA
This is a messenger RNA of Colletotrichum graminicola M1.001, 723 nucleotides long. RefSeq lists its product as uncharacterized. The coding region runs from base 1 to 723 and encodes 240 amino acids. The record is from RefSeq and is a predicted model, not a curated record. The transcript has a single exon. Lineage: Eukaryota; Fungi; Ascomycota; Sordariomycetes; Glomerellales; Glomerellaceae.